Oncorhynchus kisutch (coho salmon) is the source of this 4441-nucleotide messenger RNA. RefSeq names its product epidermal growth factor receptor kinase substrate 8-like protein 2. Gene Ontology annotation, cellular component: vesicle; plasma membrane; ruffle membrane. Lineage: Eukaryota; Metazoa; Chordata; Actinopteri; Salmoniformes; Salmonidae. Gene Ontology annotation, molecular function: actin binding. Gene Ontology annotation, biological process: Rho protein signal transduction; regulation of Rho protein signal transduction; positive regulation of ruffle assembly. The record is from RefSeq and is a predicted model, not a curated record.
UCUCUCUGGGCCAUAUGCUCAGAAUCUCAGGACUAAUCUCUUCCAGUCCUGUCUGGAAACUCUUACUCACUGUAGCCCAGUGUGAGUGUGUAGUGCGACUGAUUAGUAAUAGAUAGUGUUUGUAGUACAUUGGUGACAUUUUGGAUGAGUUGGAGAAAAACAAUCGGAGAAGCGAUGAAGGGCAGACUACGUAACCCUGGUAACCCCUCCUCCUCCUCUUCCUCCUGCUCUUCCUCUCUCUGCAGUGGGGUGGCCAGAUCUGACAGCAAGAUUAGCGCCAAGGCUCUAUAUGAGCAACGGAAGAAAUACUCCAACUCCAAUGUCAUCAUGCACGAGACGUCUCAGUACCACGUGGAGCACCUGUCCACCUUCAUGAUGGACAAGGCAGAGUCCAUUGCCACAGUGGACGAUGCCAUUAAGAAGCUGGUGCUGCUGGACUCCAAAGAGAAGAUCUGGACCCAGGAGAUGCUGCUUCAGGUCAGCGACAAGGCUGUACGGCUACUGGAUGUUGAUACACAGGAAGAGUUGGAGAACUUUCCCCUGCCUACGAUCCACCACUGCCAGACAGUGUUGAAUCAGACCAGGUAUCCAUCCGUCCUACUGCUGGUGUGUCAAGACACUGAACAGCACAGACCUGACAUACACUUCUUCCACUGCGACGAGGUGGAGGCAGAGAUGGUCCAUGCAGACAUCGACAGCGCUCUGGGGGACAGCAAACAUGGAAAGAAGAUACGACCACAGACCUUGAAGGUGAACCAGGAGAAGAUGAAGCACCACAGAGAUCCAUCAUCCCCCCCUCUUCCGCCCCCAAGGGCUCGGCCCCCUCAGGCAAGGGCCGUGUGGCUCAUGAACAUGCAGGAUGUGGAGCGGCGAGGUUCGGCCCAGCAGGACCCAGAGUCCCAUGAGAAGUUGGCCCAGCGCAUUGAGAAGGACGUGCAAAUCCUGAACUGUUCCCUGGAUGACAUAGAGUUCUUUGUGGCUCGGCUGCAGAAGGCUGCGGAGGCGUUCUCUCAGCUCAACCAGCGCAACAAGAGUAAGAAGAUGAAGAAGAAAGGCCCAGCAGAAGGAAUGCUGACCCUGAGAGCUAGGCCCCCCUCUGAGGCAGAGUUCAUUGAUAGCCUACAGAAACUGAAGCUGGCUUUCAACCUACUGGCCAAACUGAAGAAACACAUCCAGAACCCCAGCGCUUCUGAACUGGUGCACUUCCUCUUCGGCCCCCUGGACCUGGUGCUCCAGUCCUGUGGUAGUGUAGAGCUGCCCCGCUCUGUGGUAUCCCCUCACUUAUCCAGAGAUGCAGUAGACUUCCUGAGAGGUCAUCUGUCGCCUAAAGAAAUGACCAUCUUUGAACUGCUGGGAGACGGGUGGACAAGACCUAGAGCGGACUGGCCACGGGACCAGUGUGCCUCUACCUACUUCCCUAAGUUCAGGAACGGGUGGGAGCCCCCAGCUGAGCUGUUCAGGACCUCCCCAUGGGAGACAGAGGGAUCAGGGGAAACUCCCAUGUCCUUCAUGUCCCACCCCAUGUCCCCACACAAGUCAGAAGAGUUUUUCGGAACCCAGUCUUCAAGCUCAUCAAAUGGGUCCUACAAUGGUCUGGCGUCCUCGUCCCGUAAAUAUGCUAAGAUCUGCUAUCACUUUGUGGCCCGCAACGCCAACGAACUGUCAGUACUGCAGGACGAGUUGGUAGAGGUGAUAGAGGACGAUAAACAGUGGUGGAAAGUGAGAAACAGGAGCGGCCAAUCAGGAUACGUCCCCUCCAACGUCCUGGAAGUGGUCACACUGGAGGAACCACACGGCAUGGCUGAACCCCUCUAUAGCCAGGCUGGCCAGCCCUACAGCCCAACCUCUCCCUCCAGCUCUCUAGGUAGAGGGGAGAGCUUUGACAUGAGCCGCUCCAAAGACUCUCGGACACACCAGAUGGAUGAGGUGAAUGAUGAGUUGUUGAAGAGGAUCACCAGUAAUAAGUCCCAGCCUCCAGCCCGUAACUUCAGGGUGGAGCGCCCUUCAAGCAGCAGUUCCACGCUCCUCACUUUCAAUUCCAGCCCCCCGCAGGUUACUGCCUGGCUCAACUCCAAGGGAUUCUCUAAACCGACGGUGGAUUGUCUGGGGAUCCUGACGGGUGCUCAGCUCUUCUCUCUGAACAAGGAGGAACUGAAGGCAGUGUGUGGAGAUGAGGGAGCCAGGGUCUACAGCCAGACCACCGUGCAGAAAGCGCAGCUAGAGAAGAGCAGUGGGGAUUCAGAGCUCCAAGAGAUCAUGAGACGACGACAAGAGAAGAUCGAUGCCGGCAAGGACUGAUCUGAACAUGCUCACUGACUUUCAACCAAUCACAGGCCAGCCUGCCUGACUGUCAACCAAUCACAGCCUAGCACGGCUGGUUACCAUAACAACCCUCUCCAGUACUAACCAACCAAAAGCCUUCCCCUCCCAAAGCGCCUACUUUCACGAACCAACUGUUUAUUUUUUUUGUCAGACAAUUGACAUUUAAUAUUGGCAUGUACUAUAAAUGUUGUUAUAUAAAAAAAUAUAUAUUUUAUUGUAUAUUUAUUUUGUAUUGUUUUGUGAAUGAGUAUGUUUACUUCAAAGAUGUUCUCUGGUAAUUAUGACUGCUUCUCUGUCUGACACGAACCACAUUUCCAUCCAAACAUUUCAUGCGGAUGAAUUACCUGACACAUGAAAGAAGUUACGACUGGGUUUAUGAAAACAUUAAAUACUGGUACAUUUGUAGAAAUGCCGAAAGACAAUUUGUUCGUUCGACAUGGCGGGAUCUUUUUUGUGUCGGUAAAAUUAAUUAUGCAAGAAAUGGUGGUGGAAAUGCCUUUAUACUUAAAUAUUGAUAUAAUAACCAUCGUAUUGACGUCAACUUGGAGUCAGGCGAUGAUAUGUUGUGUAGUCCUCCCCACGACGACUCGGUAAACCACGCAGUUUAUUAGGCUACAGAUGAAAUAAAUGAUGAUGAACUUCACCGGGGUGGUGAUGAGCUUGAUGCGCCUUUCCAAUCCAUAUCCAGGGUCUUAUUCCAGUGACAUGUUGAUAGAUACUUGGCUGCCGUUUGACAAAAUGAAAAAAAAUUAUAUCGCUUUUAUCCAUAAAUCAUCUCAUAAUGCACUGCAUUUGCAAACUGUUGGCUAGAGACCAGAGUGGACACAUUCGCCAUAUAUAACACAUCUCUUCUUUUUGUGAUAAAACCAUCAAGAGUUGAAAACGUGAUGGAAACCCAAUUAACUUCUAUUGGGAAUUUAACAGAAAAAGGUAUGUUUUAUUGGCACUACGCCACAGUCUUUUAUCCGCAAAAAUUACGUUUGAGGGAAAAACUUCUCUGGUGUGAAAAAAAUGUGAAUAUUGUUUUAUGGCAAAUGUUAGAAUAUUUGCAUGAAAAUAUGUUGCUAAUUGGAUGAAAAACCUGGCUACUCUUAACUUUGUAUCGUGGUGAGGGACCAUAUUAAUACCUGGCUACUGUCUCUUAACUUUGUAUCGUGGUGAAGGACCAUAUUAAUACCUGGCUACUGUCUCUUAACUUUGUAUCGUGAUGAAGGACCAUAUUAAUACCUGGCCACUGUCUCUUAACUUUGUAUCGUGAUGAAGGACCAUAUUCAUUUUGAGUGAGUGUGUUUUCUGGCUUUUAUAUCUCCCAUGUUUUAUCUCCAGGGAUUUUGUCAAAUCAAAUCCAUGAAGUUCCUCAAUGUAUACUGUCAAAUUGGAUGUCAAUGUUCACAUAAGGGAUGAUUCUAACCUACAGUAGUAGUACACAAUGUUAUACCUUAUAAUAAGUAGCGCUGUAUGUACGUUUUUGAGUUUUCUGAAUUUUAUUCUCAUAUCCAGUCACACAUAAUUACAGCUGUACAACUAAAUACACUUCUGUAAUUCAGCUACAUAUUCUAUAUUACUAAAUGUGAUACUCUAAUUCAGUUUACAUAUUCUAUAUUACUAAAUGUGAUACUCUAAUUCAGUUUACAUAUUCUAUAUUACUAAAUGUGAUACUCUAAUUCAGUUUACAUAUUCUAUAUUACUAAAUGUGAUACUCUAAUUCAGCUUACAUAUUCUAUAUUAUUAAAUGUGAUACUCUAAUUCAGUUUACAUAUUCUAUAUUACUAAAUGCGGUACUGUAAUUCAGCUACAUAUUCUAUAUUACUAAAUGUGGUACUCUAAUUCAGCUUACAUAUUCUAUAUUACUAAAUGUGAUACUCUAAUUCAGCUUACAUAUUCUAUAUUACUAAAUGUGGUACUCUAAUUCAGCUUACAUAUUCUAUAUUACUAAAUGUGAUACUCUAAUUCAGCUUACAUAUUCUAUAUUACUAAAUGCGGUACUGUAAUUCAGCUACAUAUCCACGGUCUAUAUGAAGUACGCUUUACAUGUACGAUAUUAAUCCAACCCAAUAUUUCUGUUCUGUGUUCAUGUUUUUUCCUCCAAUAAUAAACCCAAGGUGGAAAUUCAAACGGA